Messenger RNA from Anisakis simplex (herring worm), 285 nucleotides. The record is from the annotation of a GenBank genome assembly. NCBI's taxonomy places the organism in Eukaryota, Metazoa, Nematoda, Chromadorea, Rhabditida, Anisakidae.
CCGUGUCUUCCACUCCCAACAACAACAACAACAACAACAACAACAACACCAAUUACCGCCUCAGGUGCAAAAUCAGCUCGAGGAUGUGCCUGUGACUAUCGUCAAACUUGGCUUGAUUUGGUGUUUGUGCUAGAUUCGUCAAGUGAAAUGAAUAGAUACGAUUUCUAUGCUGUGCGCAAUUUCGCUGCUUCAUUCAUUAAAGCAAUACCGGUCAGCCAGGAGACAACUGGUCGAACUUCUCGUGUUGGCAUCAUUAAUGUCGCUAAAGAAGUAAGGCUCUCUUGA